CGCAUGCUCAUGAAGGAGCGGUUAAAUUCAAACUGAUCUCAGGGCUGGGAACGUCUGCAUGUUACUCCCCACUAAAGUUAACAAAAGGACCCUUAAAAAUGGAAUCCACCGAAACAUUUAAUUUCGACUUUGAUCGAGUCGGCCCAAGUAAAAGGCGGAUUUCCUCGAUUUUAAAAGCGCCCCGGACGUCUGUCAAAGUGACAGAGGCUGGUCUGAAGGAGCCACAGCAGGGGGAUAAGAGCAAACCAACUGAGAAAAGGAGGAGUUCCAGGAGAGUCAGCUUUGCUGCCACGAAAAAUGUGGUUGUUUUUUCCAAGGAUAUGACUAGUUCAUCUGAUGACCAGAGUCCUUCACCAAGUUUGACACCUACGGGAGCAGACUGUCAAGAUGCCAAAGGCAUCUAUGAUGGCAUUGACAACCUAUUAAAGGCACCCCUGCAUGAGCCCCAUCAAAGGAAGAAGAUUCAGUUCUUCUCAGAUCCAGUUCUACCAGAUGGUUGUGACGAUAAGACAGUACUGUUCGGAGAAGACACCGCAUGCAUGGACAUGACUCACUGCCAUACAAUUAUCAUUGACAAAGACUCUGAUAAAAGUGACUUGAACUUCACAAUCAAUACGGAUAUGUCAGUCAGCAGGAUCAGCAAACCUAUGAACACAAAGAAUGCCAUGCUACAGAAUGCGGAACCGGAUUUUGGCACUUUCCUUGCGAGUGUUUCUCAGCAGCAUGGAGCAGGGAAGAAUACAAGAAAUGAGAGAUCUUACACGACUAGAGAUCAGACAUUGUUGUUUGGAGAUGAUACAGCAUGCAUGGAUAUGACCAAAUGUCACACAGUUCUCAUUGAUAAUGAUUCAGGUGAAACUGAUUUAAACUUCUCAAAGAAAGCACCGAUGUCGGCAAGUGAUAUCUUUAACACUCCAAAUAAAGGCAGCAACGUACCACAAGCAAAUGUAGGAAUUCCAAAAAAGCCAGAUGCCGAUUCAGAUUUUGGAUUGUUCCUUGCAAGUUUGUCCAAGAAAAAGGGACUUGGGAAUAAUUCAAAAGAGGAAUCUUGCUCAUUUGUUGAGGUUAGUAGUGUUCCCACCCAGAAAGUGGAUUCCAAGGGCUUUCUUGCCAGUCUAAAUGCCCGACGUACAGUAAUCGACAAAGAGAACCAGCCUCCUGCUCUGUCAUACUCUGUUUCAAAACCUCAAGGCCUUCACAUUAGGACGCCAACUACCCCAUCAACUGAUGACUUCAUGGAUCUAACAAAAAGUUAUACAGUUGCAAUAGAUGGAAGAGGUUUUCUUCAAAAGCAACAAGAGGAACAGAAAGAGAAGCCAUGGGCCAUUGGACGGGGUAGCGCCAAUGCAUCCAGACUGGAUUGUGAUGGCUUGAUAGGUUCCCUGAAAUCACCUGAUCCAGAUGACAUGGACUUGACAAAGAGUCAGACCGUUGCAAUCAACUUUAAAAGAGUGGAUUUGGUGAGGUCCUCAUUGAGCAAUGGCAGGAGGGGUGAGGUGGAUCCCAACAAAACACAGAUUUUCUCUGGCGAUAACAUUGGAAUGGAGCUCUCAGGAGUCAUCAAUGUAACAGCGGAACAGGAAAAUUUCCCUGCAAAGAAGACCAUCCAGACAGAAUCUAGUUUCCCUCUUUCAAAAUCCAGGGGGGCUACUGUCCUGGAUGCCCUAUCAGUAAGUCACCCCCACAGGAUUCAUCAUUUUCAGAAUGAUCACUGGACUGUUGACCCUGCAAAUACUGAUGACAUGGAAAUGACAAAGAGCCAGACUGUGGUAAUUGACACCAAGGGCUGUGAACAGAAAAAAAUGGAUUUGAUGAGGUCCCUAUCGAGCAGUGUCAGGAGGAGUGAGGUGGAUCCCAACAAAACACAGAUUUUUUCUGGUGAUAACGUAGGAAUGGAGCUUACAGGAGUCAUUAAUGUAACUACGGAAGAGGACAAUUUCCCUGGAAAGAAGACCCUCCAGAAUGAAUCUAGGUUCCCUCUUUCAAAAUCCAGGGAGGCUACUGUCCUGGAUGCCCCAUCAAUAAGUCACCCCCACAGGAUUCAUCAUUUUCAGAAUGAUCAGUGGACUGUUGACCCAGCAAAUACUGAUGACAUGGAAAUGACAAAGAGCCAGACUGUGGUAAUUGACACCAAGAGCUGUGAGCGGAAGAAAAUGGAUUUGAUGAGGUCCCUAUCGAGCAGUGUCAGGAGGGGUGAGGUGGAUCCCAACAAAACACAGAUUUUUUCUGGUGAUAACGUAGGAAUGGAGCUUACAGGAGUCAUUAAUGUAACUACGGAAGAGGACAAUUUCCCUGGAAAGAAGACCCUCCAGAAUGAAUCUAGGUUCCCUCUUUCAAAAUCCAGGGGGGCUACUGUCCUGGAUGCCCCAUCAAUAAGUCACCCCCACAGGAUUCAUCAUUUUCAGAAUGAUCAGUGGACUGUUGACCCAGCAAAUACUGAUGACAUGGAAAUGACAAAGAGCCAGACUGUGGUAAUUGACACCAAGGGCUGUGAGCGGGAGAGGCCCAGUAAAAGACGGAAAAGUCUGGCCAUAAACAGAAGUGUUAUGUUCGCACAAAAUGAUGAAGGUAUGGAGUUCAAUAAAGGUUUUACUGGUCACAUAGAGGCAACUGAAUGUAAGAAUAGCAUUACUCUAAUGACUGAUGCGUCCCUUCCUUCUAGUCAGGCCAGCGUGUUGCAGAUAUCGACUGCAUGUGAACACACUGGAUUUACAAGCGAAAAAUCAGCUGUUAUGGAUUUCAAUCCCAGUGAAGUAUCAGAUGGCUGUAAAAGUAGUGCAAAGAAAUUCUUCCCAUUUGAGUCCUUGAUAUCUAAACCCUGUGAAUCUGAGGGAAUUACCGCAGAUCUGUCAUUUGUUACUGGCCAGAAGAACCUCUUUCCAUCUCUUGGUAUAGAUGACAUGGAGCUUACUAGCAGCAAACAUGUGUCUGCUGAUUUACAAGUGGCGACAAAGUCCAUGUCGUACAUGGCAACCAAGUCAAAACCUCAGUAUCUUUCUGGUGAAGGCAAUGACAUGAAGAUGAAGUUUGCCAGUCUACCAUCUGAUGAACAUAAUGGUGCACCACUUCAGGAGGAAGAUCCGAUCUCUUCAUGCACCGACAAAAAUGCAGAUUCAGCCAAACCGGAUCCAGUUUCUCCACCUGAUCAUACUGUCACCAAGAGAAGCGAUCCAGAAUCCCAAAAAGUAAAAUCAAGGCGGAGGAGCCUGCUAGAUCUACAGUCUAAACUGAGACGUAUCUCACAAAAUAUCAAUGAACCUGACAAAAGUGUAGUUGACCGUGCAACUUUACCAUUACCCCGUUUAGAAGUAACAGAAAAGUUUUUUGAUAAUCCUGAAAUGGUAGACACAGUGGGUUGCAGGAGCCAGACGACUGUAGAAGGGGUGUCCGAACAAAUGGAUAAUGUUGAAAGCUUCAAAAUUGCCUCCCUGGCCAACAAUGAGACUAAACCACUCACAGCCCGACUCUCGUUUGGUGGCUUUCUACCGAAAUUGCCAUCAAGACCUAAGCCAGUUCUUACUGAUCACGUUGUAUCUGAAACCUCUUACACCUUCAAAAGUAACUUUCGUGAAGGCGGCCAGGAUGCUACUUCUACUAAUCUACUUGACAACUUUGAAAUGGAUGAUAUCAAUGACGAGCAGCUUCCUGAGAUGAGUAGCGAAGAGGACAUCUCGGUAACAAUUGAUGACCAAUCUCUCAAGCAAACCCAGUGGGAAGAUAACCACUGCAGUAUGAAUUCAAAGCCAGAAGACCUGGAGGAUGAUGUCUUCUCCCCAACUCUCAAUGUCACUAAAAGCCUGAAAAGGGCGUGUCCAGAAGAUGGCCACGAUCAUGUGCCUCUCGAGAAGAGAAAACAAGAUGUCUCACCCUCUGAAGUCACGGGGUCAGCGUUCAGUAGUGUCCAGUGGGAUGCUAAUGCCACAGAAGAAGCUUCUAAUGUGAUGACAAAGACAAUAGAUGCCACUGGCUCCAGCAGCAACUCCACCUACCUUAAAUCUGAGGCCACCUUUGAGUCAACAUACAAGUACAGCCAGUGUGACUCCCAGAUUGACAGGACUUUGGAUUAUGAAUUUGAUUUUCAUAAGAAAAUUGAAGAUGGAAGCAUCACAGUGAAUGAGUUCCUGAGGCACUUUGGCAUCGACUUUGUCAUCCACAGAUCCCGCCCAAGUGCCCUCCCUGACAAUUUUUCACCUAACCCUACACCACAAUUGGAAGACUUACUGAAGGAGAUGUACAUCUACCGGCCUAAACAGAGGAUUUAUGAAGUUGACUGUGGAAAGCUUACUGAUAAGGUUGAGGGCCUCAAGUCAAGAAUGCAGCAACAAGACCAUCCCCUCAAACACAUCAAUGAGUCACUUUUGCCGGAGUUAGCAAAUCUCUCUAAGGAACAGUUACUGAGCUUUGGUUCCAAGUUGAAAGAAAGGAAGGUGUAUUUUCGAAAGAGAAGCAAAAUGAUUUCUCAUGAAAUGAAGACAGGAAUGUAUUCAGAACUUGUGCAUACAACACAGGAGGCCAAACAGAAACUUGAGGAAAAGGUGUUGGAAACAGACACAUUGCUGAAAGAUCUUGAUGCCUGUAUUCAUGACUUGGAAGCUGAACUGGCAGCUGUUGAUUGUGCCCUAAGCGUUGACCAAGUGCAUGUACAGAGUGAUGUCCAGCCAGCCCUUAAAAAGAGACAAGAAGAACUGGAACGAUUAGAUAGUGCUGUUGCUGAAAAAGAAAGGCAAAUGGUCGACAUGGAAAAUGAGAAGAAGAAAAAGGCAGAAAAAUUGGAGCGAUUACGUGAGGAGAUGAAGGAUAUAGAGAAACACACCUCUGUCCUACACAGUGUGAACGAAUGGAAGUUGAGUCUGAAAGAACACGAAAGGACUCGAUUCAGUUUUCUACAUCAGAUGCUAUUCUUGGAGGUGGUACAUCAACCGUCCAGUGGAAUGCUUGCCCCAAAAGGUGAAAUGGCACAGAAACUUUGUGACAUUUCGUUUGAUUUUCGAUUAGACGCUGAAAAAUCUAAGUGUCACACCGUAAUGGUUCAUGACCUGCUCUCCCAACUUCUCAAGUCUGGAAAGGAUUGGUUAAAGAGGUACUCCACCACUCUCGACAUUCCCAUGCUUCUACAUGAAGUGAGUCUGGUGGUGAGCCGCAUCCGACUUCUCGGUGAGGAGAUCCACCGGCUGAAGAGGUGGGGAGCGCUGAGACUGGGUGUCCUGGAGAUCAAGUGUGCAGACAGACAGGUCCAAAUCGUUUUCUCCAGCCUCAAAGCGUUUGUCAAGUUUCAGCUAACCCUGGCGAUUACCAGUGCUUACCCCUUUGGAGGGGUAGCGAUCCAGAGCUUCCAGAACUACAUUGGAAAUACAAGAGUUGACCAGAUUGAGGAUUUAGUCUCAUCCAUUGAACCAGCCAAGGGCUACUUAACCAAGAUUAUCAAGAUGAUUCAUGAUCAUAUCCUCGUCUAAAACAUAUUGAUGACCGAUAGUCCUAUAUUUGUUAUUCAAAUACUGGGAUACAUAAUAUAUAUGUUUUCAUAAUGAUUGUUUUUGUCAUAUUAUGUUGCUGUACAUGUUUUGUCUGUCAUGUGUAUUACCCCGUUAAAAAAAUUGAACAAAUGUUUGUAGAGAUAAUGUACUCGAUGUUUGUGUCCCACAAUUAACUCCGAAAUUAAGGUAUUGAAAUCUCACAGACUGGCAGCUGAGAAAACAAACACAUUCCUGACAUGUAAAUAUUUGUACAAAAUUCUGUUGUUUUGUUUGUUUGUUUUUUUCACUCACUUUGCUGUUGAUGUUUGGCAUAUUCAGAUUAAACCAUCCUUAAUAAAUGCUUAGGCUUAA
Alosa sapidissima (American shad) is the source of this 5825-nucleotide messenger RNA. It is a transcript of the gene knl1, whose product is annotated as kinetochore scaffold 1. Bases 99 to 5453 code for a protein of 1784 amino acids. Gene Ontology annotation, cellular component: nucleus. The record is from RefSeq and is a predicted model, not a curated record. Lineage: Eukaryota; Metazoa; Chordata; Actinopteri; Clupeiformes; Clupeidae. The transcript is spliced from 26 exons. Gene Ontology annotation, biological process: attachment of spindle microtubules to kinetochore; protein localization to kinetochore; cell division.